Olea europaea var. sylvestris is the source of this 886-nucleotide messenger RNA. RefSeq lists its product as uncharacterized. Bases 1 to 600 code for a protein of 199 amino acids. NCBI's taxonomy places the organism in Eukaryota, Viridiplantae, Streptophyta, Magnoliopsida, Lamiales, Oleaceae. The record is from RefSeq and is a predicted model, not a curated record. Gene Ontology annotation, biological process: mRNA processing. The transcript is spliced from 4 exons.
AUGAUGUCACGUGGUGCUAGAGUAACCGCAGGAUGCAUUUUGAUUGUUUAUAUUCAUUUGAUCCUUCAUUUUUUAAGGAGGAGGAGAGUUCUCUCUAAUGGAAAAUCUCUGGUUUUAACUUACAAGAGAUCUGGUGCAGCUCCUGUGGAACCCGGUGGACUCCCGGGUCAAGUUUGUUCAACUGUCCCCACUGGUCCAAAUGGUGGACAUGGUAGAGGUGCUGUCCCCAUGCAGAAUGGGUUUCGUCCAGGUUAUGGAAUGCCUGUUUGGGGAGCUAAUCCUCCCCUCGAGCUUGCUGCAGCAUUCCGCAUCCAAGAUAUUCCAUCUGAAAAUGCAAAUCUUGGAAAAGAUGCAGGUGCAAACGACUUAGCAAGAGCAUCAGCACUUGAACGGCCCCCUCUUCCUGUUGGCAGAACAAUACUGGUAGAAACUGGAUCCGGCGAUCUUCUCCCAUCUAUUGACACCAGGCGAAUGCAGGUUUCAGAUGCAAUAAUCGAGAUUGUGCGUCCGGCAGAUAAUAAUGACAAGGCUGAGCAACAAGAAAACGAAGCACGUGUUGGUGAGAAGGAAGAAUCAUAUCCUGCCACCAUCGGGUCAUAGAUGAGUGCAUUUGACCUAUACAUAUUUCAAUACAGAUGUUUCGAAACUUGCUAGAAUAGCUUCCAUACAUUCUAGUCUUAUUACUUGAUAUGAAUGAAGUUUAGCAUUACACAUGUAUAUAGAUUUUCCUUUGCCCAAAGAUUGUAGUGUUUGAAUUCAAGGAAAAACAUUGUCAUGUGUUUUGUCUUUUAAUUGCGUUUGACACUAAGAAGUCAGAUGGGAACUUCUGAUAAUAUUAGAAGGAGAUACCUUUUGAAUCUUUAAUGAAGUAAAUGCUCUUUAAAUC